This is a messenger RNA of Anopheles bellator, 1924 nucleotides long. RefSeq lists its product as uncharacterized. Gene Ontology annotation, cellular component: extrinsic component of mitochondrial inner membrane. NCBI's taxonomy places the organism in Eukaryota, Metazoa, Arthropoda, Insecta, Diptera, Culicidae. The transcript has 3 exons. Bases 98 to 1459 code for a protein of 453 amino acids. The record is from RefSeq and is a predicted model, not a curated record.
AUCAAAGCUUGACACCAUAUCGGAUGACAGUUCGAUUGUUUUCGUUAGUACUGCGGGAUUCGGCGCCAGAACGGACUGGCCACAAACACUCUGUGCCAUGGCGAAAGCCCACGAUAAAAUAAUCUACGACAUGUACAACCCCACCCGGUGCAACGUGUGCUUCGCGCUAGACGGCUUCCACCCAAGACCACCCAAAACGAGCAUUGUGUGCACUUGCCAACUGGCCGUCUAUUGUAGCCCGGAACACCAAGCGUUAGACAAGCCCAUACAUUCCGAAUUCUGCCAGGCUGUGCUGCGCGUGGUGCGCAGUGCUAUGGUUGACCACAUUCUUGCCGUUGUUCCGGCUCGUUUUCACGAACGGCUGAGCGGCAACGAGAAGCACAAAAUCGUCACUUGCCUGAUGUUUAUCUUAGAAAACCAUUUAAAACGACCGUUGUUCCAUCACGAGGCUGAAAUGCUGAAGUUUACUGUGGCGUGUAAAGUUUGCUUCGAGUAUCACCGGGAACGGCUGAUGUUUUGUGACGACUGUAAGCAGGUUGCUUAUUGCAGCAAGGUGCACCUGGAAGAGGACAGAGAUAACCAUGCGCAAUGGUGCAACGCGUACCGAAUUUCUUCCAUGGUGGAUAACAAGUGUGCUGCAAUCGAUCACGAUGGGUCAAGUAUCACGGCCCUUGACGAAGACGAUCUGAAGGCGUUGCCAUCCAACGCGUUCGAGUUGGCGAGUAAAACCCUACGGCGAACCGUAACAAACCCCAGCGCAGUCAACGGCGAUCCUCUGGAGCCAAACCAGGAAGUGGAGAAUAUUAAAAUCGCCGAGGAGUUCAAUUAUGUCGGUAGCAUCCUAUACACGCUACGGGCUACAAAUGUGGCCGAGGAGAUACAGGACACACUGAAUGUCUUCAUUGUCGGUGCAAAACGAGAAAUCUUGUGGUUCACUAAAGUCCACUGUGCCGCGCUCUUCUUGUAUGUCCCAAAGUUGCGGAAGAUCACGUUGCACUUCAUCGGUCCGCAGCUGUUUAAAAUUGGUGAAUGCACGCUGAAUUACGACGAUGGGCGACACGUGAAGCUCAACUAUUACCCCAAUGUAUAUCACCAGCUAGCGCCGAAUGUUGCGCUCGGUGAUCCGCAUCUAAUUGCAAUUUUCAACUGCGGAUUUCACGAAAACCGGGGAUUCCCGAACGAUACGUGGCCCAUAACGAUCCAGCUUCUGCUCGACAUUCCCAACGUGCCAAUAAUGUUCACGUCGUACACUCACAACGAAGCGCUCGAAGAUCUCACGGUGAUGAUGAGUGAAGCACGUGCAACGGGCUGCCGUGAGCAAGUGACGGUAAUUAAGCGUGGGCUAGUGAAUCCUUUCCGUGGUGGCAUACCGUUAAAAAAUUACGAAACUAUCGAUAGCCCGGAAGAGUUCUUCUACAACAACGGAUAUUUGUCAAUCAUCAAACGGAAGCGAUCGUAAGGAAGCAACAUUUUGAAGUACAAUUUUAUGUCUAUGGCCAUCGUAACUAUCUUUAUAAGGGCGUGUUUUGCUCCCCAAUCUUUUGGUAUUGGUUUACCAUUUCAAUCCAGUUUAGAAUAAUGUACAACCUAACGGUGCCAUUUGAAGACCGAUCCUUACGAUUAUGAGAAGAUCCACGAUGCCAUUUUUGUGGCUGCACAUUUCAUUACAACUCUUUAUGUAUUUUUUAAGUUUUGGAAAAACUUUAUACAAAAGAAGCAUUUGAAUUAGUGGCUAAUGCCAAGUAUAGCACAUACGGAUUAUUUACAUGCGCUUAUGUUGAGGGUUUAAGCUCUACACAAGAAUCUACCUAAACAAAGGGAAAACUGAGAAUCUUACAUCACGAAUUUAUUUCUAUACAAAUGUUUUCACUAUAGUGAGUGCUAAUGUACCUCGGAACUAUACAAUUUUCAAUAAAACGUACAA